GAUACCCGGAGCUCCUCGCCUGCUCCACACCUCCUCCCCGCCCAGCGAGCUCUUCUUGAGCAACGAGCCCGCCUUUCACAACACACCACAACCUCACACAUUAUGGCACGCCGAUCAAGGGGCGCCGACCGGCGCUCAACAUGGUCCAUUGCCUUUUAUCUCCUCCUCGUCCUCGUCGGAGGCCUGAUGAUGGCAAGGACCGCUCGCGCCGACGAGCAGGAACCUCUCAAGGAAGAUGAGAACGCUGUUUCGGGACCCGUUAUUGGUAUCGAUUUGGGAACCACCUACUCGUGUGUGGGUGUCAUGAAGAACGGAAAGGUCGAAAUCAUGGUCAACGACCAAGGUAACCGUAUCACACCAUCCUGGGUCGCCUUCACCGACGAGGAGCGCCUUGUUGGUGACGCCGCCAAGAACCAGUACGCCAGCAACCCUCACCGCACUAUCUUCGAUGUGAAACGUCUCAUCGGUCGCAAGUUCAACGAGAAGGAGGUCCAGAACGACAUCAAGCACUUCCCCUUCAGCGUAGUCAGCAAGGGUGGACAGCCCCGCGUCAAGGUUGAGGUUCAGAAGGAGGAGAAGACCUUCACUCCUGAGGAAAUCUCCGCCAUGGUUCUCGGCAAAAUGAAGGAGGUCGCAGAGAGCUACCUUGGCGAGACCGUCAAGAACGCCGUCGUCACUGUCCCCGCUUACUUCAACGACGCCCAGCGUGCCGCCACUAAGGACGCUGGCACUAUCGCCGGUCUUAACGUCCUUCGUGUUGUCAACGAACCCACCGCCGCCGCUCUCGCCUAUGGUCUCGAUAAGACUGGUGGCCCUGAGCGCCAGAUUCUUGUCUACGAUCUCGGUGGUGGCACUUUUGAUGUGUCGGUUCUCACCAUUGAGGGUGGUGUUUUCGAGGUUCUUUCCACCGCCGGUGACACCCAUCUCGGUGGUGAAGAUUUCGAUAACCGUGUCAUCAACCACUUCGCCAAGAAGUACAACAAGGAGAAGUCUGUCGAUAUCACCAAGGACCCUAAGAGCAUGGGUAAGCUGAAGCGCGAGGUUGAGAAGGCCAAGCGCACGCUCUCUUCCCAGAAGACCACCAAGAUCGAAAUUGAGUCCUUCCACAAGGGCGAGGACUUUUCCGAGACCCUCACCCGCGCCAAGUUCGAGGAGCUCAACGCCGAUCUUUUCAAGAAGACUCUUAAGCCUGUUGAGCAGGUGCUUAAGGACGCCAAGCUCAAGAAGGCCGAUAUCGACGACAUUGUUCUCGUCGGUGGUUCCACUCGUAUCCCCAAGGUCCAGGCCAUGCUCGAAGAGUUCUUCGGCAAGAAGGCCCGCAAGGACGUUAACCCCGAUGAGGCUGUCGCUUUUGGUGCCGCCGUUCAGGGUGGUGUUCUCACUGGCGACAAGGGUACUGAAGACAUCAUUUUGAUGGACGUAAACCCAUUGACGCUGGGUAUCGAGACCACCGGCGGUGUCAUGACCCACUUGAUCAAGCGCAACACCGCUAUCCCCACCAAGAAGUCCCAGAUCUUCUCGACUGCCGCUGAUAACCAGCCCGUCGUUUUGAUCCAGGUAUUUGAGGGUGAGCGCACGAUGACUAAGGAUAACAACAAUCUCGGCAAGUUUGAGCUCACCAACAUCCCUCCCGCUCCACGUGGCGUUCCCCAGAUUGAGGUCACCUUCGAGCUCGACGCCAACGGUAUCCUCAAGGUUUCUGCCGUUGACAAGGGCACUGGCAAGGCGGAGAGUAUCACUAUCACAAACGAUAAAGGUCGUCUCACUCAAGAGGAGAUUGAGCGCAUGGUUGAAGAUGCCGAGAAAUAUGCCGAUGAGGACAAGGCUACCAAGGAGCGCAUCGAGGCCCGCAACAAGCUUGAGAACUACGCCUACAGCUUGAAGAACCAGAUCAACGACGACAAGGGCCUUGGAGGCAAGAUCGACGAAGAUGACAAGGAAACCCUCCUCGAGGCUAUCAAGGAGACUCAGGACUGGCUCGAGGAGAACGCCGCUACCGCCGUCGCCGAGGACUUUGACGAGAAAUUUGAGACCUUGAGCGGUGUGGCCUACCCCAUUACCUCCAAGUUGUACGAGGGAGGUGCUGGCGGCGACGACGAUUCGGAGCCUGGCCACGAUGAGUUGUAG
Messenger RNA from Periconia digitata, 2127 nucleotides. The record is from the annotation of a GenBank genome assembly. NCBI's taxonomy places the organism in Eukaryota, Fungi, Ascomycota, Dothideomycetes, Pleosporales, Periconiaceae.